AUGCGGUUAAGACGGAUUCCUUUCCCCGUGGGCUUUUCUGGGGUUCCCCGGCCUCACCUGGUCACUCGUUCACUUGCAGCCUCAUACAGUCAACGGGGUUUCAAGACAUCUACAACCGCUCCUUUGGAAGUUCCCAACUUUGCAUUUGCUUUUGAUAUAGAUGGUGUCCUACUUCGAGCCUCCAGACCCCUCCCUGGCGCUUCACAGUCUCUAUCUCUUCUACAAAAACAACGAAUACCUUUCAUAUUGCUCACAAACGGAGGUGGCAUGUCAGAACAGGAAAGAAUCGCUCAGUUGAGUGAUGGACUAGAGAUACCGCUGGACCCAGAAUUGAUCAUUCAAAGUCACACACCAUACACACAGCUCGUGAGAGGAAAACAUGAUCAGGAACCGCUGGAAAAUAAGACUGUUUUAGUGGUCGGUGGAGACGGUGAUAAGUGCCGGGAUGUUGCCAAACAGUAUGGGUUCAAGUCCAUGCUAACCCCUGGUGACAUAUUUAUGGCCCAUCCAUCCAUUUGGCCAUUCUCUUCGGCCUUUUCAAAUUAUUAUGAAGGGAUCACGAAACCUCUCACCAACUCAAUAGAUCCGAUUGAUCCUUCCAAGGGCCUUAAGAUCGAUGCAAUCCUCGUUUUCAAUGACCCACGAGACUGGGCGCUUGAUAUCCAGAUCAUUAUCGAUCUUUUACUCUCACGAGACGGUAUUGUCGGGACAAUAUCGGACAAGAACAAUAGGGAUGAUCUUCCCAAUCGUGGUUAUCAGCAAGACGGCCAACCGGCCCUAUAUUUCUCCAAUCCUGACCUACUCUGGGCAGCUGGUUACCAUCAACCCCGUCUCGGCCAGGGAGGCUUUUGUGCAGCCCUUGAAGGUGUUUGGUCCGCAAUGACGGGCGGGUCUGAGUCCGGUGUGGCACUGCUGAAGACUACGAUUGGGAAACCACAUAAGUUGACUUACGAUUUUGCCGAGCAAAGGUUAAUAGAACUAAGGAAUAAGCGGUUUCAAACGGAUGUUCCAGCACCCUUAGAGACGAUCUAUAUGAUUGGUGACAAUCCAGAAUCUGAUAUCAGGGGCGCCCAUUCAUACAUCAGCUCUACUGAUGUGAAUUGGGUCCCCGUGCUGGUAAAGAGUGGAGUUUACACAGGUGGAACGCCUGCCUGGACUCCCAAGACCAUAGUUGAUGGGGUUGGAGAAGCUGUCAGUUGGUCUCUAGCUCAGUCGAAUUGGAAGAAACAUCUCUCGGAUAUAUAA
This is a messenger RNA of Trichophyton rubrum CBS 118892, 1245 nucleotides long. RefSeq names its product TIGR01456 family HAD hydrolase. Bases 1 to 1245 code for a protein of 414 amino acids. NCBI's taxonomy places the organism in Eukaryota, Fungi, Ascomycota, Eurotiomycetes, Onygenales, Arthrodermataceae. The record is from RefSeq and is a predicted model, not a curated record. The transcript has 3 exons. Gene Ontology annotation, biological process: glycerophospholipid biosynthetic process. Gene Ontology annotation, cellular component: mitochondrion.